Messenger RNA from Linum tenue, 333 nucleotides. NCBI's taxonomy places the organism in Eukaryota, Viridiplantae, Streptophyta, Magnoliopsida, Malpighiales, Linaceae. The record is from the annotation of a GenBank genome assembly.
AUGUUGACUGGGCUCAUGCACUCUGUGAAUCUUGUCUUCCUGAUCAUUGAUACAGCUCUCAACAGCCUUCCGUUUCCAUGGUUUCGAGUAGCGUAUUUUGUGCAGUGGAGUUGCAUCUACAUUGUUUUCCAGUGGGUUCUUCACGCCUGUGGUCUUUCAUGGUGGCCGUACCCGUUCUUCGAGCUGAGUACGCCAUGGGCGCCAUUAUGGUACUUCUGCUUGGCUCUGGUGCACGUCCCUUGCUAUGGGGUUUAUUUUCUCCUUGGGAAAGCCAAAUACUCGAUCCUCCCCAAAUGGUUCCCCGCUGCUUUUGUUCUCACUUCUUCAUUCUGA